Hemisphaericaspora subhashii is the source of this 1576-nucleotide messenger RNA. Its product is annotated as SBE2. The transcript has a single exon. The record is from RefSeq and is a predicted model, not a curated record. The annotation marks the transcript as partial. Lineage: Eukaryota; Fungi; Ascomycota; Pichiomycetes; Serinales; Debaryomycetaceae.
AUGUCAACUAAUAUCACUACUGCUAAUAAUGAAGACUUGUAUGAUAUAUCAAUAAGUAACACUGGUGCCAGUACCAACCGUCCAUCCACUGCAUCUCAUAAAUAUAACAACAAUAAUAACAAUCAUCAUCAACUACUGCUGCUGCUGCUGGUUCUGACAAAUCUGCUGUCACUGCUGCUGCAAGAAACAUCACCUAAACGUCCAGGUGAUUAUUAUGUUCAGAAAUUAAGUAGCUCAACAAUUAAUCUACAUAAGCAAUUACCUCCAUGUCCUCCUUCUCAUUCAUCAACUGAAAUAAGAAGAAAACCUUCGGGUGAUUCAUUAGGAGGUUCGUCUUAUCCAUCUUCAAUCAUAUCCGAUGAAAGUAGUCUGAUUAUAUUUGAAUCCAAUGCUGAAUCUAGAUUAAGCACUAUGACUGCUGCUACUUCUAUAAUACCCGAAGUUUCACAAUCAACUUCCUCAAUCAUAUCUGAAGAUCAUCCCCUUUUCAAUAAACAAAAAUUUGCCAACAAUCAUCCGGUGUAUAAACUUAGAGCUAGUUCAACUUCUAGUGUCAUUGGUCAUAAUAAAUUACAACACCAUCCUCAUACCCAAUACCCUCCUAACCCCAAUCACCCACCCAUGAAAUCAAGUAGAUCAAAAUCAUUCGCAUCCAUUCCAACAUUGCAUAGAACUAAAACAAGAUAUUUGAAUUCUCAAGAGACUAAAGAAAGACAAAUCUUAAGAAAGAAACGAUAUGAAGAAUUUGAUCAAGAUGAUGAUGAAAUACUAUCCAAUGGUAUCGAUAAUUUAAUCUUCAAUGUCCCAAUAAUUAAAAAUCAUUCUGAUUUAUACUUGCAUUCAUCUUCAGCAUCUACUACAUCGUCAUCGUCAUUAUCAACUCGUGUAACCACGCCUACAAUGUUAUCCAGACGUGAUUUAAUUAAAGAUGGGGAUAAUAACAAAUAUAAUAUUUCUACCGUAACAGUCAAACCAUGUCCACUUCCAGGAAGAUUAAAUAGUGGCGGUUCAAUUCCAACUUCUCCACUUGAUACCCAUAUGCCAACCGUUGAAGAAGAUGAAACAACCGUGAUUGCUGCUGAUGAUGAUUCUGAAAUUGCUCACAAUUUAUCGGAAUUUUAUACUGAAAGAAGUGAAUCUAUUUCCAAAUUAAUUAAAUUAUCUCGUGAACAAACUUUAAUGUAUAAAUUACCUACAUUUGUUAAAUCUCAAUCAUCAAUUGAAGAUUUACAUUUAAUUUCAUGUGAAAAAUUGAAUGUAUUGGAUCAAACUAGACCAAUUCAUUUACCACCCAAGAAUUUAUAUGAUAAAACAAAGCACCAUCGAGAAAUUAAUAAGGUUCUUUCUGAUUAUGAACUAAAUACCAAGAAUUUAAAUGAUACCAGAGCAAAAUCGAUUCAAUCCCAAUUACUUAAUAGAAAUCAAUGGAUUAAAUCAAUUGAAGAAAUGAUGAGUUUGGAUGGUAAGGCAUUUAAUAAACGAUUUAAUUCUGACAAAAAUAUUAUUCGAAAAUUAAGUUGGGAAUCUAAUAUCCCGAAUCAUUUACAAUUUCAAUUUUUCAUGAAGAUAUUAUCAA